GUAUGUCUCCAGUAUGUAUCACGAUAUGAAGAACGGUAACAUCUCCCUUGUCACGGUUGUCGCAAAUAUUUCUAACAAGAAACAGCUCGAAAGUCAUGAUUCGCAAGGACCGUGCUCACAGAACGGUAUACGAGAAUCUGGGUGUUUUGUUAACAACAGUAAAGUUGAAGGAUGUUUGAUAAAUAGACCGAGCUAGUUUCUAACCUGUUUAUUUCAAUGUUCAUACAUUUGCAGAGUGUGGAAUGUCUCAUUAUGAUAAUAACAUAUGAUAACAUAAAUUAUUAUUCAAUUUAAUUUUAUCACAUGAAUACUUCUCGACUACAGUUCCAUAUUCAACACUUUCUCUUCCAGAAAAAAAAUAGAGAGGAAACGCAGAUACAGUAAAAGAUUGGAUGCUUACAAUUACUUAUUAGUAAUCUUAUUAUUAAAAACAAUUGAGUUAUUCACUGCACGAUAUAUACAACAAGCAGUUUGACAAGCUAUUUUGACUUUUAUAGAUUUAUAGCUAAAGAUUUAAAGAAAAAUAUAAAAUUAUUGAUACAUGAUAAUUUAUUAAUUAUAAUACUUAAUAAUUGUAGUAUUUGACAAAUUAUUAUAAUAUUUGAAAAUAGAUUUAUAUACGAUACUUUAUGUUGUCAUUUAGAAAUGUUUACGCGAUUCAAGAAGAAUUUUAGCAAGGAUCAAAUAUAAAUACCAUUGAUACAUCUGUGUAAACUAUACAAUAAUAUAGAUCCAGCCCAUAUAUGAUGGGAGUGUAAUCUGCAUGAUCAAAGUUCAAGCAAUUUGCAUCAUUAUUGUGACAUUGACCAGCUGAGCACCAUGGAACAAAGCUUGCAUCUAUUUCGGAAACUAGCUCGCCAGUACUUUCCCAAGUCCAUUUCCAGAGCAGCGUAUCGUUGAACAUCGACAAUUUACAUUGGCCAUCAAUCCAGAUAUGCUGCAGUUCUGCAAUUAUCAAACAUAUGAAAUAAAUACUGAUGCAUUGCAUCGCAAUUUGGUGCGCGAUAAACGGCGGUAGAACAGCAAGAAGCGCAGUCAGCCCAGAUAUACUAGCGAAUUUUGCUAAGAAUGUAGCCUCCGUGUUGUCGCCGGCGAUAUUAGGCGAUUUACAAUUCCGCACCAACAGAUCGUCCUUGAGUCUGACGGCACCCACCAGCUUAAACGACGAUAACCUGGACAGACCUUCAAUCCUGGACAACAUAGUUGAUAAAACGUCAAACGCACCUACGUAUUACGGAUCACAGUCUUAUCCCUACAACGAUCUCUACGAGAACUCUCCCGAAGGACUCGAAGAAAACUCCGAAGCAAACGAACAACUCGAAGGAUCUCUACGAGAUGAACCCUACCUGCGUCAAGAGCGACCAAAUUUUUACAGACCUUACGAUCUCUCAGCGAAUGACGAUCUCGAAGUGACUCAAAAACCUGUUGAUACCGAAAAUAUCGAGCCAUUGCUCGGCAACAUCGAGGAAUCGUCCACCAACUUGUACUCGUCUUAUCACGACGUCGGUUUUGAUAAAGCAGCUUUCGGUCACGGGCCCUUCUUGGCUAAGUCCUACGCAGGCUUCCAUGGAUUCGGGCCCUACGGACACUUUCACGGACAUCAUCAUCAUCAUCAUCAUCAUCCAUAUGGUGAACCGCCAUCGGACGGUGAGACGAGCUCGGAGGAGAACAAUGGUACUGAUCAUCGAGGUUACGGUCAUCCCUAUGGCUUCGGCAACCACGGCUAUCAUCCCUAUUCUCCGUUUCCUUACGGGGGAUAUGGUAAUCACGGUCCUUUUUACGGGCCCUAUGGUAGGAACGGAAAUAAUUCUUCCGAUAACGGGCGAAACAGACAUUACGGGCCUUACUACGACGGUCCCGACUUCUAUGGACCUCCCCGUUACGGCUACAAUGGCCACAAUAAUGGUAAUAAUAAUAAUAAUAAUAAUAAUAAUAACAAUAAUAAUAACAGACAAACCGAAGAACCAGCCGAGAAUGGCGAUCAGAAUAACUCGACAAGAAACGGCAACCCGCAUCCUUAUGGACCUCCUUUGUUCAAGCCGCCCCUGGGAGCUUUUCAUCUUCACGGCCUCCCGUCUCCUUUCAACCUGCUGCCCUACGACCACUUCCACGGAGUGUUCAAGGGCGGCCCUGUCGGGGUUGGCCACGUUGGCUAUCCCAUCUAUGCCGGUCCUUAUCCGAUUGGCUUUCCAUUCCAUCAUCCUUACGGGCCUUUCUUCCACGGUAAGAAGUAUCUGCCACCGAAGGGCAAGCCCUCCGACUCGGGCGAAUCCGGCGAGUCAACGGAAGCGCCAGCCGGAGAACUUGCGGAAGAUGAGAAUCCCGAACGGAUCAUUGCACUCAAUCAGGAAGAGAUAGCGCUGGCUCCUAGCUCGAAUCGAUACAAAACAUCGGGACAGAACGGGCUGAAACGGAUCAGUCUGGUUAAUUUCGGGAGCAGAAAAGUCUGAUCUCUGGAAAACGUUGAAUUUGAUGAAAGGAAGCAAAGUAAAGUUAUAUUGUAAUAAAAAUAUAUAAAGAAAUUAUAAUAUAAAUCAUAUAAAUAAUAUAUAAAAAAAUUAGAACUAUUAUUCUUUUUUCUUAGGAUAACUUAUUCGCGAAAUACAUUGCUUGUAAAUAAAGGAAAUAAUAAAUUAAAAGAGAGAUAUAAAGUAUACAAUUUUAACUGUAAGCGAAAACUUCUCUUAUUUUUAACUAAAAAUGUAAAAGAAAAAGAGAAAGAAAGAGAGAAAGAGAAGUGUUAUAAAUUGAGAAAAAUAUAUUUUUUAAGUAAUCUUUAUUUUAUACAUAAUAUUUUAUUCUUCUUCUGUCAGGUAAGUGACAUGAUUUACAUUCUUAUUAUUGUUGUGAUAUCCCUCUCGUUAAAGACAACAAAAUUAGCACACAUAGAAAAAUUAUUAUGACUUUUAUUCGCUACUGUUACGGCGUUGCAAAGAUGGUUUGGCUGUA
This is a messenger RNA of Formica exsecta, 2949 nucleotides long. RefSeq names its product GATA zinc finger domain-containing protein 14-like. The transcript has 5 exons. Lineage: Eukaryota; Metazoa; Arthropoda; Insecta; Hymenoptera; Formicidae. The record is from RefSeq and is a predicted model, not a curated record. The coding region runs from base 978 to 2450 and encodes 490 amino acids.